Molecule: messenger RNA, 3908 nt
Organism: Bactrocera latifrons
Lineage: Eukaryota; Metazoa; Arthropoda; Insecta; Diptera; Tephritidae
Product: factor-induced gene 2 protein
Exons: 5
Coding region: 748-3492 (914 amino acids)
Biological process (GO): negative regulation of cell migration
Source: RefSeq, a predicted model, not a curated record
CCAAAACAAGUUACCUAUAAAUACAUAAUUAGACCAUAGCGAAAAGAAAUGAAAACAAAAACCAAGAACGAGAAAUAACAAUACUAGCGAAAUGAAUUAUUGUUCUCGCUAUUAUCUAGCUAUCAUUCUCGAGUACGCGAAAAGAAAAUCCCAACAAAUGUAGAAAUGAACUAAAGAACGUAUGCGACAAAGUAGUAGUAAAGGAAAGCAAUAAGAAAAGAAACAAAUAGAGAUUGCGGUAGAUAGGCAACAGCUGAUAAACAAGAAAUAAAAGAAUCCAACCAAAUGUAGAAACAAACCAAAAGUGAUACGAAAAUCAACAGAAAAGUGAAUAUGCAUUGAGCAGAGUAUAUACUCUGUAUUGAGUGCGCAGACCAUUUUAAAAAUUCAUUCCGUAGUGAAUUCCAUCAGAAACGGCAGUAAUUCCGUGUUGGACGCGUAUGGGUGUAAUUUGUAUAUCUAAUUUUCAAUUUUGAUGACAAAAAGUACAUGUACAAAUUUUAUUAUAAAGUGUUUUAAAAGAACUGAAAUUGAAAUAGCGAACAUUUAAUCAGUUAUAAUAAUAAAAUAACAAGUUCCAAAACCAAAAAUUGAUUUCGUGUUACAGGUAAGAAAUUUUGCGAAAAGAUGUAACUCAAAGAUAUCGAAAACAUCGUAAAAUCAACUUGUAAAUCAUAUCGGAAGGUUAAAAUAAGAAAGUCCAAUAAAAUUAAAGAAAGACAAAAAAAUCGGAAAGUAUAUAAUAAAAUGUUCUCGUUUCACAAACCACGAGUUUAUCGCUCGGCUGAAGGAUGUUGCAUUUGUCGUGCAAAGUCGAGUAGUUCACGUUUUACUGACUCACGUAAAUACGAACAGGACUCAAUGAAAUGUUUCAACUUGAAAUAUCCUCGUCAUGGAGAAAUUUGCAAUGCAUGUGUUUUGCUGGUGAAACGUUUUAAACGGCUUCCAGGAGGCAGCACCCGACAUUGGGGACAUGUGGUUGACGCUCGUGCGGGACCCGGAACAAAAUCCAUCUCAAAACACAAAAAAAGUCGCGACGAUUCGGAAGCUACAGCGCAUAGUGCUUCAAGUAAUAAUACAAAUUCUCGACGAGCACCCAAUUCAAAGUCACUCAUUUCCGAAAAAUUUUCCAAAAUAUUUAAAAAGAGUAAAAAAAGCAAAUUAGGCGCCGGCGCCUGCUCCGAAAGGAAAACUGAUGAAUGUAGACGAUCUUCUGUCCCUGAGUUAAAAACCUGGAAGGACCAACAUUUGUUUUCUGCAACACUUGAUUCAAUGGAUAGCGACUAUGAAGAUAUCGGCGAAGGCGGUGAUGUUUACGAUUCGAAACGAGGAAAUGUAAACGUAAAUAAUUCAACAGUGCAAUUUCAAACCCAAACCCGUGCAUCUGCAAACCGUGCCUCCCGAAGGGCAACCAAUAUUAGUAAUGUUUCCAAUAAUCGCUGUAAGAGUCCUCUAAAAACAGGAAGCAAACGACGUAAAUGUAUGCCUCCUAUUAGAAAUCGGUCUACAUUAAAACUGGUCAGUGAUAAAACACAAUUCUUUGAUGAAACGGAAUGGCAAGAACGUAAGACUUGCUGUGGCAUGAUGUAUGUGUGCCCAUCGUUAGCUGGAGCAAUACUACUCGAUGUUGAAAAAUUUGAAGUCUGCGCGGAACAUAAACGCUCGCAAAUUUUGCAUACUGAGACCAAGUCAUCGACCAAUGAGGAACUGUCAUCUACUUUGCAAAAGACAAUCAUCGCUACAAUGCCAGCCGUAGUUCAAUUAUCUACGCCAUCGGUGGCUAGCGUCUGUCCACCUCCGUUGCCCAAUCCAGUGAAUGCAAUAAAAACCAAUCGUACACCAGUAUUGAAGAAGCAUCAUUUGUUCUUCAAACGACAGUCGGAAAGUUUUCCUCAAGUGGAUCUCGCUGUUAAUAAUAAUAUUACAAAUUCCCCAAAUAAGACUGAAUCUCUGGCAGUAUCAACAAACACUCCCGUUAUAAUUAAAAGCACCACACACAUUGCAAAUCACAGUGGCUCAACACCGCAUUCGUCAGCAAUAUCGAUUGGAAGCAACUCAAAUAUUGUCGUUUCCACAUCAUUACCGCUUGCAAUAAAUACCACAAAUGUAUCUGCCAUAUCGAGCAUUUCUUCUUCCAAUGCAACAUCUGUGAGUGCGCAAAUGCCAAGGCAUUCAACUGCCAAGGUUACUACAAUUUCACCACCCUUACCAACAACAAAUAUAAUCGGGGGCAAUAGGCUUUUACAUAAAAUAAAGGCGGGAAAAAUUUUCAAGCAUUCUUUGGAAAAAAUUGGUGUUACGUCCACAGCCUCACCAGUCUCGUCAGCGACUGUGGAGCGUAUUAAGGCUGGCGAUUUCCAAGAUAUAAAACCAGUAAUGCGAAACGUGACAAAAUCAUAUGUGGUCUCAAAACCAAUAACGGGCGGGCACAAUCAGCAGAGUACGCAAUACUAUCCCGUCGGUUCGUCACCAUCAUCCACAUGCUCCAACUCUUCGGCUGCUUCUUCCUCAUCAUCCUCGACUGCACCAAAGUUUAGUGACAAUUCCUCUGAUUCCGGAUUCGACGAAAAUCUACAGGAUAGAAAAUCGGCAAGUCCUCUGGAGGAUACAGAGAAAAAACUGGCAGCUCGUGCAGCAAUAGGCAAUGUGCAUACGAUGUUUUUGGCAAGUGGCGUCCAGAUACAUGGUCAGCCACAAAAUUUAAUGCUUACUGGUAAUGAGGUAGCUGCAAAAUUAUUGCAGAAUCGCAAACAACAUUUGGCUAUGAUGGCAAAUUCCAGUGCUGGGGCUAUGCAGCAACAUUUUCAACAACAACAAUCAGCAACUAAUGUCUCGCGUAUUGGUUCGGCUACACCAUCCUUAAAAAUCUCUCCAGUCACCCCCGCUACAAUAUCUGCCAUAUCAGUAGGAAAUUCUCACAACAAGGCAACAUCAGCGACAUUAACUACAUCUCGUGCAAUCUACAAUAACAAUACCAUACAACAUGAAAACGGUGUGACAACAAUCGUGCCAGCAUCCUCGUUAGCUGCAUCAACACAAACCGCAGCUAUGAAUGCACUAGCUCCUAGUACCGUAACAAUAACACCUGCACCAACGCAUCAAUUAGGAAAUACAGCAUCUAGUACGUCGUUGGGUUUAACAAAAAAACUGACAACGAGUGGGGUUGGAGUAAAUUUAAUAGCAACUGGUGGCAGCAAUCAAAGCAAUAUUCUACACACAGUAACGAACGCUGCUUCACAUUUGAUCAAUCAUGGCAAUAGCACACUGUUGCACCAACAAGCACACCAUCUACAACAGCAGCAACCACUUCAACAUCACAACAACGCGAGCAAUUUGAAUCAGAAGAUUAUUCUACUGAAGACAUCUGGCACAACGAAGUAUAAUAAUUUGGCGAAUAUCAGCAGCAAUAGUCUUAAUAGCGUUAAGCUGCCGAACGGCGCAACACCAAUUGCUGCAACACCAGUGAAUACCGCCGGAGUUUGCAAGAAUUGACAAAGCGGCAGUAGACAGAAAUUCACGCGCUAGUGCUUUACUUGGUUCCCACUUCCUUAUUUUUAAACAGUUGGUGUGGGAUAGAAAUAUUGAGUUGCAAUGAUUGCUUUUAUAUACUUAUAUUGCGUCCUAUUUGUGUUCUUUGAACGCGUACUUUACUGUUUAAUUGCUUCGUCACGUUGGUGCUGAGCAAUUUCAAGUUGCCAUUUGUGUAGCACAUAGAAAAUACUCGUAAAAAAACUAUAUUUUUAAAAGGGAGAAAUGAUCGGGUUCCAAAUUUGAUUUUUAUAAUUGCAGCGAUAACUUCACCAGCAUUGAGAGGUUACAUAUAUAUUUUUAGAUUUUUAUUUUAUGCACAUAUUGCCAUUUCAAACCAUGUUUAGUUUUAUUCAUACCGAUUUUUAAUUAAUUAUAAA